GCACAACCACAGACGCGAAAUCAUGACGGAUACCAGCCAGACAUCUUCUGCGCUUGUGCGCAAAAGAGAUGCCGAGAUGGCUCUCAUGCCCCCGCCACCGCCCACGAAGAAGAUAAAGCGACCCAAGAAAGUCAUCGACGAAGAGACAUACACCGAUGCGCUCUCCAAGAUCAUAGCGCGUGAUUUUUUCCCGGGCCUGCUGGAAAGCGAGACACAGCAAGAGUACCUCGACGCUCUUGAAUCCAAGGACAAGUUGUGGAUCAAUAGCGCCGGUCGGCGGCUCAAGCAGGUUAUGACUCCCGGCCGACAGCGUAGGCUCAAACGGCCGAUACAGACACCGACGCAGUCUGUUGGACAGACGCCGGUGGGCUAUACAGGCGAUACACCCAUGACCAGCAUAUCCACUGCACCUUCUACAACCGUAAAGCGGCCGGAGGUUGAUACCAACAUGAGCCUUGGGGCGUUUCAGGCAAAGUACACAAGCGAAGACAACGAGAGUUUUUACAAGCUUCUGGACAAGCAGAACCAGAAGAGGGCGGGGAAGUACGGAUGGCUAUGGAGAGGCAACAAGCUUCCCUCCAAGCAAGAGUUGAAACAGAUGGAGGUCAAGGCGAAACUUGCUGCGAGCGGUGUGAGCCUGGUGGAUGACGGAUUUGAGAGGACCAGACUUGCAAUCGAGGACAAGGACGACAGACCCGCCAUGCCAGAUACGUGGAAGGCGGCUCCAAUGAAUGCGCUCAUGUUCGCCCCUGAUGGUGUCGAUGAUGUUGUGGCAGAGACUGUAGCCUCGCGGGCUCAGGCAGCCUCGCGAGCACCACCAAAAAUGAUUGUGUAUGAGAACACGAGGGUGCCUGGUCCAGCUACCGCGCAUGAACCUUCACGGCCGCCGUCUCCGACUUUGUCGGCUGUCAGAGAUGCGAUUGCGGGACGACCUAGGCCAGGAGAUCGAGAUUCGACUUUUGCUGGUGGGAACGAGACGCCGCGAGUGAACGGGUAUGCCUUCGUGGAUGACGAAGAGGAAGAGCCAGUAGCGAGCGUGCCAGCCAUCGAUCUCGGUCCUGGAGAUGCCACACCAAACCCAUUCAAAAUCCAAGAUCAGAGAAAACGAGAGGGUCUCCACCACCGCAUGGUCGAUCGCAUAGCACAGUCGAAACGAACGUCAGCGAAGAUGGGUCUGGUGGGCAAGGUUGAGCAGACACCAGUCCCAAAGUUUCCAAAUAGCCCACGAGUUUCUGGAGAACUGACUCCUGCUGCUCAGCGGCUUUGGAGCAAGAUCGGCGGUUCUAAGAAAGCCUCGGACAAGACACCGUUUUCAGACACCGUGACGCCGAAGAACAGAGGGUCGGGACUAAAGAACAUGACGAAGUGACAAAGACAUCAACAUCGACAUUGCAGUUUCUACAAGCGAUACAUACGAUACCCAUAGAGUGAUCAACAAUGUCUAUCAAGGAAGACAUCACUACUGGAAAACGAUACAACGCAGCAUCUUCGUUUGUGAACUAGAUGCUCAAGUCAACUGCACAUAAAAGGCUGACGGACUGCUAGAUUGAAUGUCUUUCCACGGCCAUCCAGCAAUUCACAUACUGACCGCCCCCCAGCAUAGGUAAUUCCCGCAACCACCGCAUAUGGCAUCGGUGAUCUCCCCUGUCCCUUGAGCUGGUCAAGUCUGUGCAUGAGCGAUGUAUGUACCGUGGGCUGCGAGCCCCUUGAUCCGAGUUUCGACGUCGGUUCAGUCAGUCAUCACACCUUAUUCGCCAAUUCGUUAAUUCCACGAAGAGGAAAGGACGACAGUUCAUAUGCACUACAUUUUACAUUUUACCCACAGAGAAUAUGGGUAAACUGAAAGACUAAACAUCUGAGCUGACAUUACCCUGCUGGCUGAUUCAGCGGGGAAGAAGAAAGAAAGCACACAUACACAAUUCGAGAUGGCAGAUGGCAUGGGUGCCGGCAUAUUAGACAAAGGCAGUAGACGGAAAAUUAUCGCAACAUACUACAGCUUCUUGGGAAGACUUUGAGCUGGGAUGGGGACAAAAAGAUUACAAUAAAAAUAAUAAUUCCG
Molecule: messenger RNA, 2059 nt
Organism: Cryphonectria parasitica EP155
Lineage: Eukaryota; Fungi; Ascomycota; Sordariomycetes; Diaporthales; Cryphonectriaceae
Exons: 1
Coding region: 23-1369 (448 amino acids)
Cellular component (GO): catalytic step 2 spliceosome
Source: RefSeq, a predicted model, not a curated record